Drosophila grimshawi is the source of this 1156-nucleotide messenger RNA. Its product is annotated as zinc finger and BTB domain-containing protein 49. NCBI's taxonomy places the organism in Eukaryota, Metazoa, Arthropoda, Insecta, Diptera, Drosophilidae. The coding region runs from base 66 to 1091 and encodes 341 amino acids. The record is from RefSeq and is a predicted model, not a curated record. The transcript is spliced from 2 exons.
UACCAUACGCCUGUAGAGGGAGCGAUGCCCGAUCGGUCGAUCGGUGGGCAACCCACUUGGCAAACAUGCGACAGCCGUCUCACCCACAAGAGCACUUGAAUCCAGUUGCCAGCUAUGCCGCCGAUCAUGAUGAUGAUGAUGAUGAUGAUGACAGCUAUGACGCCUGCCUGACCGAGGAUGUGAAACUGUUUGGCCAACAGCUGAGUGCUUUGGAGGACGACAACAGUUUCCUGCCAGCAAUAACCAGUUACGAACUGCUGAAUGGGGCUCAAGAGGAGCAGGAUCGGGAACAGGAGGAGGAGGAGGAUGAGCUGGUAACUGCAGCAGCUGCAACGAGCAAGCGAAAAACGAAACGAGCCCCGGGUACAAAGAGGAGUAGGAGGAGUUCAGCAAACAUAUGCGAUGUGUGCAACAGAUGCUUUGGCGACUCGUACAGUUUGCGGAUCCACAAGAUGACGCACACGGAUGAGCGGCCGCAUGUGUGCGGUGUGUGCGGCAAGGGUUUCAGGCAGAUGAGCAAGCUGCGCAUCCAUGCCGUCACCCAUACCGCCGAGCGACCACAUGCCUGUGAUAUUUGUGGCAAGGGAUAUCGGUUCGCCAACUAUUUGACGGUGCAUCGGCGUUUGCAUACCGGUGAGAAGCCCUAUGCCUGCACUGUGAGCAACUGCAGCAUGUUCUUUCAUUCCAUACAUGCGCGUCGCAUGCACCUGAAACUACGACAUCCCAGCAAAGAUGUUGAUCAGCAGCAGGAGCAGGAAGAGGAGGAACAGAAUCGAUCAACGAUCGAGACUUUGUCGGCAGCGGUUUCAUCCACGCUGAGCUAUACGUGCCCCAUCUGCGGACGCGUCCUGUCAGAUCAAUGCUAUCUAAAUACGCAUCUGAAGCGUCACUAUAAUCAGCGUGAUUUCGCCUGUACGCAGCCGGGCUGCGGCAAGCGUUUCUUCAGCUCAUCGGAGCUAAAGCAUCAUCAGAUUGCCCAUACGCGACUCCGUCCAUUUCGGUGUCCAUUGUGCUCCUCCUGCUUUCUACGCAAAUCGAACUGCAAGCAGCAUUUUUUGAAGGUGCACAAAGGCCACACGGACUGCAAUUGAGUUAGAUGACAAGGCUUUUGUUUUAAAAUAUAAGGUUUAUUUAAAUGUAUAUAUAUAUAUACGAU